CUGUCACAUGGAUGCCACUAAAACUUAACAAAUCAGACAACAGACGAAGUGUUUACAUUCAGUGCUAGACGUGAAAUUUUUUCCGGUAACGGCAAGCUGGCGGGAAAAGAAGCAACGAGUUGUGCGAUAAAGGUUACAGAUGUCGAGUGAAACAUCCAUAAAGAAGAGACCAGGCACAGCUCUCUCCAUCGUGACUGAGUUUAGUGGAUCCGGUUUAUUAAACCCCAAACCUGCUGCUGCUGAUCCUGAAGAGCUGAUGAUCGAUCAGAGUCUUUCACCGGAGAAACUGAAAAUCCUUUCUGGAUCAGACGAUUUACACGAAGUGACGUCACUGGAGAUGUGCGUUGAUACGCGACAGGACAUUUUGGACAACUUUGGAAUCUACUUGCCUAAACUUACACAGCUGAAAAUGAACAACAGUUUGAUCUCAUCUGUGCGGGAUCUCGGAACCGGCCUUUCCCACCUGCAGGUUUUAUAUCUGGCUCGCUGUGGUCUGACCGACCUGGAGGGAAUUUCUGCUCUUUCGUCUUUAAAGGAGCUGUAUGUGGCGUUCAACAGCAUCUCAGACCUGAGUCCAGUCAGUUUGCUGGAAGAUCUGGAGCUGCUGGAUCUGGAGGAAAACGAGGUCGAUGAUCUGGCUCAGUUGUGGUAUUUGGGCCGCUGUGUGAAGCUCAGGACGCUUUCACUGGAAGGAAACCCUGUGUGCACAUGUCCCGCUCCAGGAACCUCUGAGGUCUCAGACUACAGCUACAGGUCUGCGGUGCGUGAUCUGAUCCCUCAGCUGAUCCUUCUCGAUGACGUUCCUGCUGAAGAGGACGAACCUCAGUGCUUCAGAACUUCACCGGAGGACUGGACUGUUCUCAGAGAAUCCAUCAAAGACGCUUCAGUCAGUGACGGACCGGAGCUCACAGAUACAGACACAGAAGAGAGAUCUGUCAGUGUGAGCCGCGUCAGACCUGCUUCAGCGCCGCCUGGAGAUCUGAGAAUCUCCUCCAGGAGUCUCUCCAGCCGUCCAGACAGCGCCAGACCUCUCACUUCCUGCACCGGAUCAAGACCAGGAUCAAACGGCUCCGACAUCGCCGUCUUGAACCACGAGGCCAGUGAUCUGACGAACGGUGUUGGUCGAGUUCUCUGUGGGAAUCCACUACAGGCCGCUCGAGCACAAAGACAGAAAAUAAAGCUCCAAAACUGUGUCUCUCAAACCCGUCUCAGCACUCGACUCAGCAGUUUCAUUCCUGAACACACGUAUGAGCGCGAAGAGUCGAGCAGUCGAGAUCACAGGGAUGUUUUUACUGAACUCAGAAGAUGGAGGAUUGAACACAACAAACGUCUGUCCGUUAUUGAGAAGGAGCAGCAGCCACAGGUGAUGAAGAUCCACCACAGCGAUGAUGAAGAUGAAGGCAGACAUAGCCAUAGUUUCUGCAGUGAUGACAUCACUAGAGACACAAGCUCUCCUGAUUCGUCCUUUCAGUCUCCCUCAGCAGAAUCUCCAGAGAUGCUGAGACUCAGCUCUUCGUCAGGCUGUUCGAUGACUCCCUCUCCUCCACCCAGAGCAGCAGCAGCUCCCCCUGCAGGCCAAAGGAUCACGCAGAUCCGCACCAGGAGACUCAGAGCUCAGAAUGCAGACGUCAGUAAAGCGAAAGCAUCAGAGGAGACUCAUGGGACUGAGAACAUCAUGAGAAUCAUCCACAAACCUCACAGACCCUCCAGCAGUCCUGUGGCCUCCACGCAAUGGUCAGAAGCUACUGAGAAUCAUCAACACGCAGACAAUCAACAUAAACCAAUAAUACAUUCUGAAAUACUGACACCCAGACGUCCACAAACAGCCAGAGCUGCACUGCAGAGACUUCCAGACCGAAAACACACGCCUGAAGUGAUGCAUUGUGGGUCUGAAUAGAUCAUACAUCUUUACUGCAGAAAUAUUCCAGGUGUGAUUGACAGGAGAGUCUCAUGUGAUCACUGAUACAGACUGGCAUUCAUGUCAGAUGACUGUGAUUGUGAACUCUGUUCUCCAGCAGCGCAGCUUCAUCUCUGGCAGAUCGCUAACAUGUCUGCUCUUGCAGGUUCAGUGUUUGGAGACGCAGGUGCAGGACUGUUAUUCAACACACGUUUCUGAAAGAUUUUCCACAGAUGACAGUCAGAUAUUUGUUGACAGCAUUCAUCUGUUCAAAAUCUCCACAGGCUCGCAUUUUGGACAGAAGCUUUUUUUGUGCUCAUCCAGAUAUAUGGAGAAUAGAAAAUUGUUAAUAAAGGCAGAGACAAUCUUUCUUUUUCAUUAAAUGGGGUUUUAAGGAUAUAGCUAAUGUAUCUCAAACUUUAUCAACAAUUAAUAUUUACAAAUGAUAUAAUCUGGAAUGUCAUAUGUUAUAACAAAGAAAUAACAUACACAAAUGUUUAAAU
Labeo rohita (rohu) is the source of this 2400-nucleotide messenger RNA. RefSeq names its product leucine rich repeat containing 56 (gene lrrc56). Gene Ontology annotation, molecular function: protein binding. The transcript is spliced from 14 exons. Lineage: Eukaryota; Metazoa; Chordata; Actinopteri; Cypriniformes; Cyprinidae. The record is from RefSeq and is a predicted model, not a curated record. Bases 140 to 1897 code for a protein of 585 amino acids.